AUGUCUGCUUCUACGAAAAUGUCGAAAGCCUUAACCUCGUCCGGUAUCCGGCUACCGCCCCUUCCAACCAUCCGCGAUCUGGUAAAGCUCUACCAGCUGCGUGCCAUCAAGCAGCUGUCACAGAAUUUUCUAAUGGACGAACGGCUGACGGAUAAGAUCAUUCGCGCGGCCGGUAACAUACGUGAUCAUUACGUGCUCGAGGUAGGACCCGGACCGGGCGGUAUAACUCGUUCGAUCAUACGUCAAAAUCCCCGGCAUCUGGUAGUGGUGGAAAAGGAUCGUCGUUUUAUGCCCACGAUGGAAAUGCUGGCCGAAGUGGCCCAACCGUUUAUGCGAAUGGAUAUCGUACAAGGCGACAUACUUAACUACAGAAUCGAGGAUGCGUUUCCCGACUGUCCACGGCACGAUUGGACCGACAGGAAUAGGACGCCGGUACAUCUGAUAGGAAACCUUCCGUUUGCAAUCUCCACUCGGUUGCUUAUAAAUUGGCUGCGAGACAUGAGCCUCCGGACUGGCGCUUGGUCCUACGGACGAGCCAGUUUAACGCUUACCUUUCAGAAAGAGGUUGCCGAACGGAUCGUUGCACCAAUUCUGUCCGACCAGCGAUGCCGCCUGUCGGUAAUGAAUCAAAUCUGGAGUUCGCCAGAUUUGCGCUUCAUGAUUUCGGGACGCGCCUUCGUACCGAAACCGCAAGUGGACGUUGGCGUGGUAACGAUUGUUCCGUUGCAAACACCCUUAACGCAAGUUCACUUCGACACGGUGGAAAAAGUGAUACGACACAUAUUUUCCAUGCGGCAAAAGUAUUGCCGUCGCGGUGUGUCCAAUUUGUAUCCCCCAGCAGUGCGUGAAGAGCUGACGGAGCUAACGUUUAAGAGGGCCGAAGUUGAUCCACUGGCACGUUCGUUCCAACUGUCGGUGGCCGAAUGUUUACGUAUUGUGGAAGUGUAUGAUGAUUUGGUUCGGCAACAUCCGGAAAUUGCCAGCUAUGAUUAUCGUGCACCGAAGGUCAAAGGAACCGCUUUAGAGGGCGAGGGACACGAGAGCGAAACAGAGCGAUGAUGGUGCUGUGUGUAAUUGUUUAUGAAUAGUAAUAAAAACGUUUAGUUAUCAAGACAUAAAA
Molecule: messenger RNA, 1120 nt
Organism: Anopheles funestus (African malaria mosquito)
Lineage: Eukaryota; Metazoa; Arthropoda; Insecta; Diptera; Culicidae
Gene: mtTFB1
Product: dimethyladenosine transferase 1, mitochondrial
Exons: 1
Coding region: 1-1059 (352 amino acids)
Biological process (GO): rRNA methylation; transcription initiation at mitochondrial promoter
Cellular component (GO): mitochondrial matrix
Molecular function (GO): rRNA (adenine-N6,N6-)-dimethyltransferase activity; mitochondrial transcription factor activity
Source: RefSeq, a predicted model, not a curated record